GUCAUGGCCUUCCUCUUCGAGCCAUAGCGAAGGCCCAUUGUCGGGAGUAGUAAGUAUAGUACAUGGCCGCCCAAAAACAAAGGCGAGCUGUCUGCGGAGCAAAACAUUCUCUCCACUCUUCUAAGACUAAGAGAGUAUCCAAGAAAGAUGAUGAAAUUAUGGCGCUCCAGGAACCUUUCUUCCCAAACACUGCUAUCUGUGAAGGGGGGUGAUGUUAGAGAUGCUUUAUGGUCUCAUGCUUUCGAAUCCCGAGCGGCCAUUUCAACUUCGAUACAUGAUUCUGCUGCCAAAGGAAAUUCUACCGCUCGCGUGAUUGCUCCUUAUACAGUAUACAAGGGAAAAGCUGCAUUCUCUGUUACUCCUCUUCUACCAACUUUCAGUAAAAUAGAUUCUGGUAACCUUAAACUUGAUCGCCGUGGGGCUAUGAUGUUGACUUUCUGGCCUGCUGUUGGUGAGCGCAAGUAUGAUUGGGAAAAGAGACAGAGAUUUGCUUUGUCACCAACAGAGGUUGGGUCUUUGAUUAGCAUGGGUGCUCAUGAUGUGUCUGAAUUCUUCCAUGACCCUUCAAUGCUAUCAAGUAACGCUGGUCAAGUAAGCAAGAAGCUAUAUAUUAAGGCACUUGAUGGUGGUAAUGGCUACAUGAUUUCUUUGACUGUUUCCAACAACCUUCUAAAAUCCAAUGAGCGGUUUAACGUUCCUAUCACGACAGCCGAAUUUGCUGUAUUGAAGACAGCUUGCAGUUUUGCAUUGCCCCACAUCAUUGGCUGGGAUUGGUUGACCAAUCGUUCACAUAAAGGCAUAGAGGGGAGUUCAUCAAAGGUGAAUCCGAAGCUUUUGGAUUUGGAGUGGGAUAGAUGAAGUGAUGAAAAUCUAAGUAGAAAGUUUUUGGCGCUGCCUAUUCUGCUUCCUUAUAUUUUGCAAAUAUGAUAUGGACUUGCUGAACACUCUACCUUAUUUUGUGUCUUUUGUUUUUAUUUGAUUUGACCUUAUUCUGUUUUUGUUAGCUGAAACCUGUACUAUAUUGUACUUGUCGUGACUGGUGACAGCAGUGCUAUUUUCAGUUAUAGGUUGACCCGUAAGGUUUUGCAUGAACUAGAUUUAAUAUGCACAUGGCACGUAAUUCUAUUUUCCAUGCUUUUA
Messenger RNA from Theobroma umbraticum, 1140 nucleotides. RefSeq names its product WHIRLY 2 (gene ATWHY2). Gene Ontology annotation, molecular function: single-stranded DNA binding. Gene Ontology annotation, biological process: regulation of DNA-templated transcription; defense response. Lineage: Eukaryota; Viridiplantae; Streptophyta; Magnoliopsida; Malvales; Malvaceae. The record is from RefSeq and is a predicted model, not a curated record.